AUACGAACGCUGAGAAAAAGUAAGGGAGAAAGGGAGAGAGAAAGAGAGAGAGACCUGGGAUUUAGACUGUGCAGCAGCGGGAGAGAGAGAGAGAGAGAAAGAGAGAGAGAGGGGAGGGGAAAAGUUGGACACAGACAAUCUUGCAGUAACUUUUUUCUUCUUUCUUUUUUUCGUGGAAGAAGCUUCAAGAAAGAAAAAAAGAAAGUCAAGAGGGACAAUACCACACUGGAGUCUACAUUGAAUUUGCAUUCCCAGUCUGCUCCCCGGAUACAUAACGCGCAUUCAUUGACGGAUUAAUGUGGUCGCGAAUUUGUGGAUUUAUCAUUAGUUGAAGAGGUGGCUGAGGUGAGGUGAGGUGAUUUCGGAGGAGUGAAACCAUGUGGCUUCUCUGCUCCUCUCUGACUCUGUUGGCUCUCAGCUUUGGAUCAUGUGACACGCUGACAUCAGAGCAAGAUGUACAAUGCCCAUCCUUACAAGUGGAUGAAUGGAAGUUUCCUCAGACAGCCAGGCACAAUAUCACAGGUUUUAAUCUGGUGAGGCGAUUCUCCCUGCUCAAGAGUGCAGAUGUCAAAAAGAUCCGCAACCCUCGAGGACCUGUCAUCCUCCGCCUGGGCAAAACUACGCUCUUACGCCCCACAGAUCAGGUGUUUCCUCAUGGCUUACCUGAGGAGUUCACUCUGAUCUUCACCCUGGCGUUAAAGAAGGCCGCCCUGAGAGAGACUGUCUACCUCUUCCAGAUAUCUGAUCAGCAGGGAUACCCACAGCUCUCUGUAGACUUCAGCGGCCCCGAUGGCACCCUGUCCCUGCGUGCCAGUGGGGUGGACCCUGCAGCUGACCCGGUGAGCUGCGUCUUCACCGGUGAGGGGGUGGAGGCUCUGAUGGACUUGCGCUGGCACAAGGUGGCCCUCAGCGUGCAACAAGAAGCCGCCUCCCUCCACGUGGACUGCAGCUCCAUUGAAACUAAACCCCUGGAGCCCCGUGGAGUUAUGCCCACUGACGGACACACUCUGCUGGCCAUUCGGGCUUCAGAUGCCGGGCCUGUGCAGAUGGACAUUCAGCAGGUGAUGCUGUACUGUGACCCCUCCCUCGCCAUUCAGGAGGCCUGCUGCGAGAUACCUGGGGCACGGUGCCCACCAGAUGCUCCCAAGAGCCGCCGUGCUGCUGAGAAUGACCUAUUGGAAAACACCUUUAAUCAGGACAUUUUUGCAUCCAAGGAUAUGGCAGAGAAAUGUGCAGGUUGUUUACUCCUGAAUAGGGAAGAAAAUGUAGUCAACCUUGGUGGGGUUUCUGGGUUGAAAGGGGAAAAAGGCGACCGGGGUGACGGCUGCUCUGGCUCCCAUUCAGGUCCGUGCACAGAGGGAUCCAAGGGCCAGAAGGGAGAGAAAGGCGAGUCGGGGCUGCCUGCCAACUGGGGCGAAGCAGUUGGGUACAAGGGAGAAAAAGGUCAGAAGGGCGAGCUCGGUCCACAGGGCCUCACAGGCACUCCUGGGAAGGACGGUCGAGCAGGGUCCAUCUGUGUAGUCGGCCCCAAGGGACAGAAGGGUACCCCAGGUGUGGUGGGUCCUGAAGGACUGGCUGGGGAGCCAGGGAAACCUGGACUACCAGGCCCACCCGGAGUUGGAAAGCCAGGCCUACCAGGCCUUCCUGGUGGUGCAAAAGGAGAAAAGGGAGAAACAGGACCUACGGGAGACGAUGGAUUGCCAGGAGAUCCAGGACCAAGAGGACCAGCAGGGUAUAAAGGAGAAAAGGGUGACCCAUGUGAAGUGUGCCCUGUGCUGCCUCAAGACGUGGGUAACACAGUGGCUCUGCAAGGAAAGCCAGGUCUUAAAGGAGAGCCUGGAUUGCCAGGAAUAGGAGAGAGAGGACUGCCUGGACCUCAAGGUACAGAUGGCAAGACAGGACAGAAGGGAGAAUCAGGAUCAGAUGGUGCCAAAGGAGAAAAGGGAGAGCCAUGCUCUGUGUGCCCCACUCUCGGAGAGCUACCCGCUAACCUCGUCCCCGGUGUCAUGGCCCAAAACCUGCAGCAGAAGGGAGAGAAGGGAGAGCCUGGGACUGGACAGAAGGGAAAGCAAGGGGAACCAGGAAAUGUAGGAUCACCUGGCCUUAGAGGAGAGAAGGGUAGUGCAGGCAGCAAAGGAGCUGAUGGUAAGCCGGGAAAACCUGGACCAAAAGGACCCAGUGGCAAGGAUGGACAGAGUGGCCAAAAGGGAGAGCAAGGGCUGCCUGGUCUUGGUCUUCCUGGCCUUAAGGGUGAGAAGGGCGAGUGUGGUUUGUGCCAGCCGGCCGAGGUUGGUAGCGCACCUGCAGGCAUCAAAAUGCCUGAGGGAACAAGAGGCAAGCCAGGUGAACCAGGCCCUCCGGGUCCACCCGGACCUCCAGGUCUCGGAGCUGAUGGAAAACAGGGCCCACCGGGGCUUGCUGGUGCACAAGGAGCAAAGGGUGAACAAGGAGAUCGAGGAGAUAAGGGGAUGGACGGAGCUCCUGGAGUCCCAGGAUUGUCUGGAGAGCCUGGUCGGAACGGACUAUCGGGCUUGAAGGGAGAGAAGGGUGAUGCUUGUACCAGCUGUCCUUCUCUGGGCAGUGCGGUGGGUGAUGGUGUAGCUGUGCCAGGCCCCAAAGGAGAGAGAGGAGACCCUGGUGCCCCAGGAGAAGGGAAGCCUGGAAAAAAUGGAAAACCAGGCUUACCAGGUGUGCAGGGGCCUGCCGGUCCCAAAGGAAGCAAGGGAGAAGCUGGAGUUGCAGGAGUUGGCCUUCCAGGACCACAAGGUGAAGAGGGACCAAGAGGGAUACCAGGACUUGUAGGACCUCCUGGAGCCAGAGGAUUGACUGGCCCUGUUGGCCCUGCAGGUGCAAAGGGCUCUACGGGAGAUGUCGGACCUUCAGGACCACAGGGGCCUAUGGGAAUCGGAGUAGCAGGCCCCCCGGGUAGAGAUGGAGCCCCUGGCUCUCAAGGAUUGCCAGGAGCCGAUGGCAGACCUGGACUUGAUGGAGCUAAGGGGGACAAGGGUGUACCUGGAGAGUGCAACUGCAUAAUCCCAGUGCACAAUGGCGUAGGCGGACCUGGAGCUCCAGGAACUCCAAUAAACACAUGGCAGCCCGGGCCUCAGGGCCCACCAGGACCUCCUGGGCCCCCUGGCCCACCUGGGCCUCAGGGUGUUAUUGGAAUCCAAGGACCACAGGGUAUCCCUGGAAACGACGGGAUACCGGGGAACCCGGGUUUGCCUGCAUACAUCAACCCCAUUGUAGGGCCACACCAUCUGCCUCAAGACUCUGCUGGAGAUGGUGAUGAGGGCUGUGGUGAGGGCUGCUCCAAAGGGUCGCCAGGGGUGCCAGGCAUGGCUGGUGCCAAGGGAGAAAAAGGAGACGAGGGAAAGCCUGGUGUAACCCCCUUGGACAGCUGUGACAUGUGUUUGGAGAGACUGCAAGGAGCGCAGGCGACACAAGCAGUGGAUGAUCGACCCUGCACAGGAACACCUGGAAUUCCAGGAACACCUGGAUCACCAGGAAUAAGAGGAGAGCCAGGUAUACCAGGAGAGAGAGGCCAAGCUGGAAUUCCAGGAAACAUGGGACCUCCUGGUUUCCCAGGUCCUCAGGGCUCAUCUGGUUUACCUGGUCAGCAGGGUGAGCGAGGGCCACCUGGCCUCCCAGGAAUCAAGGGCGAGCAGGGCCCUACGGGAACGAAUGGGUAUCCAGGACUCAUGGGACCGCCUGGACUGCCUGGACUGAAGGGCGAGCGUGGGAGCCCAGGAAGCAGUGGUCAAAAAGGAGAAUCAGGUCCUCCUGGUAACCCUGGGUACCAAGGACUGGCAGGCUCACCGGGCAUUAAAGGAGACACAGGACCAGCAGGGGCUGUUGGUGCCAAAGGGGAUCAAGGUUUCCAAGGACAGCCGGGUUUCCCAGGACCACCAGGUCCACCAGGUGUUGCCGGCAAAAGUGGAAGGGAAGGGCUCCCUGGACUCAAAGGUGAAAAGGGCAAUGAUGGCACUCAAGGCUCUCAGGGACCAACUGGACCGCCGGGCUCAUCAGGCUCCCCAGGGCUGAUGGGCCCCCCUGGUAUUGAGGGAUUGGAUGGAAAAGAUGGCAAACCAGGGCUGCGGGGAGAAGCAGGCCCUCCAGGCCCAGCAGGACCACGAGGAAUCCCAGGAUUCAAAGGGAAAACAGGCCAUGUUGGCUUUCCUGGACAGAAGGGUGAAGCUGGACCUUCAGGUCCAGCUGGACCACCAGGCAGACCCGGGCAUGAGGGCGAUCCCGGUACCCCAGGAGCUCAGGGACGACCCGGACCCCCCGGCCACCUUGGUUCUACAGGUCCAUCUGGACCACCAGGACCCCCUGGUCCAUCAGGAGUGGGUAUAAAAGGAGAUAAGGGCCAAGCUGGUGAGAGGGGUCUUCCAGGGAUGGGUGGAACGCCAGGACCACCCGGCCACCCAGGGCCUAUGGGAGAGCCAGGCACUGACGGUUCUCCUGGUAAAGAUGGUGUGGCAGGCCUACCAGGGGACGGCGGCCAGCAAGGUCAAAAGGGUGAGCCAGGGGCCACGGGCCAGAGGGGUCCUCCAGGGGAAAGAGGUAGACCUGGACCCCCUGGUGGUGGAGGUUACCACUCCAAGGAUGCCCAGCCCAUGAUUGGCCCAGCUGGACCCAGAGGGGAGAGGGGAAGCCCAGGCACAGCGGGCGCCCAAGGGCUCCCUGGAACACCCGGGUCACCAGGAAAUGAUGCUGUAGUCAACUAUGAUGAAAUCAAGAACUUCAUCCGCCAGCAGGUCAUCAAGAUCUUUGAUGAGAGAAUGGCCUACUACAUGUCUCGCAUGCAGAUGCCAGUAGAGAUGGUGGCAUCCCCAGGCCGGCCCGGGCCCCCAGGGAAAGACGGAACACCAGGUAAUCCCGGAGCCCCAGGUGCACCUGGAAUGCCGGGACAGAUUGGAAGACAAGGCCGACCGGGAGGCCCAGGACCUGCAGGACCACGAGGACCAUCUGGAGAAAAGGGUGAUAAGGGUGUUGGAGAGAUGGGAGAUAUAGGACCUCCAGGAGCACCAGGUGUCCCAGGUCCCCCAGGCUAUGGUAAGAUGGGACCCCCAGGUCCUGUUGGCCAGCAGGGUGUUCCUGGGAUCCCAGGCCCUUCUGGACAGCCUGGUUCAAAGGGACAUGAUGGGCGGUGUAAUCCUGCAGACUGUAUGAGCCAUCAAGUAGAAUACAGCCCCAAGGGCCCACCUAUCAAGGGCCCCUGGUAGAGGGCUAGAGGUGAUGGAUGCAGAGGGGACUGAAGCAAAGAGACUACGGAGAGGAUAUGAAGCCAAAGACCAUGACCCAAAGUUAUUAAAUCUGACCACAAAAGAAAAGAGCACAAAAAAGGAGCUCCUUUGUUGUUGAAUUGUGUAGAUUUACCCAUACAGAUCUCUACUGUAGAUAUGAGCAAAAAUCCACAAUUUCUUUCUAAGGGCCCCGCUGGAAUGAGGCUUGCAAAGACGCACCAGCAGCACAUUUUUAUUGCAUCAUUCUUUUUUCCUUAUGAAUGCCAAUUUAUUGUUAUAUUACUGCCUCUUAUUUCCCCCUGUGUUUACUCCUUUUGUACAUUUCCAAACAACCCAGGGGAGGUGACAAGAAUCACAACCUGUAUUUUCUCUCUCCUUGAUUAAUUCUGGCCUCUUCUGGUUUUUUUCAUAUCCUUUGCUUAAAUCUGUAGGAAGAGAAUACACACAAUUAUUGUUGCACUUUGCUUCCACCUCUCAUAUCUCUUCUUCUUUCACACAGAAUCACAUUCAGAGCGCAUCCCAUGCAUUUCUAAUAUUCUGUCUCAGUGCUCAUGGUGUUAUACAUAUUUGGAUUUGACUUGUAUGAGAAUAUCCUGAGAAAUGUAUUUCACUUCUGUAGAAACAGAUGUCAAAAACUCACAUUCAUGCCCUCUUUGAUGGAUUGACUGUUAUGUAUAUAUUUAUUUUUAUAUAUAUAGUGGCUUUUUCUACUUUUUCAAUGGAUCUGAUAAAAGACAUAUGCAUGGCCAGCCACUUAUUUUUCAUUGUCAGUGGAUAUACAGAAACAAAAAAAUGCCAAAGGGAUAUUUUUCUAUAAGCUUUCAAAAUGGAAUAAUGUGUUCAGCAAAAGACAAAUUAUUUAUAGAAGAAAACUGCGUUUACACAAGAAAGCAUAUUGGCUUUUGUAAUUAUGUUGCUGAAGAUCAUUUUGUGUCAUUUUAACUCCGGUCUUUUUGGAAAUACAGCCAUUUUAAAGCAUCUCAUCUCAUUUUGUAUUCCAAAGUAGCUGUAAUAGCCAUCUGUCUCCUUCACUAGGCUCUUGUUUGAGAAAAUAUGAGCAAUAAUUCAUCCCAUUCACCGCAGGUACUGUAAUGCAACACACUGAGCAUGGUCACCAAGCCCCUCACGAUCACGUAAAGUAAGAUAAAGAAAAUAUUCUGAAAAGCAUUUUGUUACUUUUUACUGUAUUUUGGGGUUCUUAUCUGUUGUUUUUAAUCAUUUUUCAUAUCUGAAAGUCUAUGGAUUUUUAAUCACUGCCAUCUCUUACCAUCUCCGUUGUUCAGUCAGCAGUUUUGAGCCGUGGUCAGACUUUUGUUUCUCACAAGUUUAUCUAUGGGAAAUGUUCAACUUAAAAACUGAAUUAAACUGCUUUUCAAAGAGGUUGUAUUAUGUG
Messenger RNA from Morone saxatilis (striped sea-bass), 6639 nucleotides. It is a transcript of the gene col16a1, whose product is annotated as collagen, type XVI, alpha 1. The transcript has 71 exons. NCBI's taxonomy places the organism in Eukaryota, Metazoa, Chordata, Actinopteri, Moronidae. Bases 378 to 5225 code for a protein of 1615 amino acids. The record is from RefSeq and is a predicted model, not a curated record.